UCGGCGUCAGUUCCGUCCGUCGCUCUCUUCGAUUUCAAUAACAGAUGAUUCGACUCUCUCUUUCUUAUUGUUUAAUCAUCCCCUCCUCGUAGUGUACACAGCUUCAAUAAAUCUUCAGCACUCUAUUCAACUCCAUUCUUCUUCUUCCUCUCUGUGAAGGAGGGUAGGCUUAGUUUGAGGUGGAAGGUGAGGAGGGUGGGGGAGAAUGGCGCUAGCGGCGGACGACCUAAGGUCGACGAGCAGCUUGGGAAGGAGGGUGACGGAGAGCUUCCGGGAGGUUUGGGGGAGCUCCAGGGACGUGUUCAGGAGGAGCUUGAGGGCGGAGGAGGACGACGAGGACGCGCUGAGAUGGGCGGCGAUCGAGAGGCUGCCCACCACCGACCGGAUGAGGUGGGGAGUGCUCCGGCGGGUGAUGGAGGACGGGAACGUGGUGCACGGGGAGGUGGACAUCAGGAGGCUUGGCGUCGCCGGAAGGAAGCAGCUCCUCGAGAACGUCCUACAGGCCGUCCAGGAAGACAACGAGAAGUUCCUUCUUCGCCUCAGGGAGAGGGCCGACAGAGUGGGAAUCGACCUACCGAAGAUAGAGGUUCGGUUCGAGGGUCUGUCUGUGGAAGCCGAUGCCUACGUGGGAGGAAGAGCCCUACCCACUCUCCUCAAUGCCGCCAUUAACUCUAUCGAGGGUAUCCUGGGAUUGGUGAAGCUCAGUCCAUCAAAGAAAAGAGUCCUGAAAAUACUCAAUGGAGUGACCGGAAUUCUAAGGCCUUCAAGGAUGACCCUUCUACUUGGCCCUCCGGCCUCCGGGAAGACGACCCUUCUGCUCGCUCUUGCAGGAAAGCUGGAUAAGAAGCUCAGGGUUGCUGGAAAAAUCACGUACAACGGCUACGAAUUGAGAGAAUUUGUCCCUCGGAGAACCGGCGCAUACAUCAGCCAACACGACGUUCACAAUGCCGAAAUGACGGUCCGGGAGACGCUCGACUUCUCCGGCCGCUGCCAAGGCGUCGGCUCACGGUACGACAUGUUGGCCGAGCUGUCGAGGAGAGAGAGGGAGGCGGGCAUCAAACCUGACCCGGAGAUCGACGCGUUCAUGAAGGCUGCUGCUGCGCAAGGUCAGGGGACCAGCAUCGUCACGGAUUACAUUUUGAAGCUGCUUGGUUUGGAGAUUUGUGCGGAUACCAUAGUGGGAGAUCAGAUGAGGCGAGGGAUUUCAGGUGGGCAGAAGAAGAGGGUGACCACAGGUGAGAUGCUGGUGGGACCUUCCAAAGCUAUGUUCAUGGAUGGGAUAUCGACUGGCCUUGACAGCUCCACCACCUUCCAAAUCGUCAAAUACAUGAGACAAUUUGUUCAUAUCAUGGAUGGAACCAUGCUGAUCUCCCUUCUGCAACCUGCACCAGAGACGUAUGAGCUCUUCGACGACGUCAUCCUGCUUUCAGAAGGUCACAUUGUCUACCAAGGUCCACGAGAGGACGUCAUCGAAUUCUUUGAGUUCAUGGGGUUCAGAUGCCCAGAGAGGAAAGGAGUUGCAGACUUUCUGCAAGAGGUAAUGUCGAAGAAAGAUCAGCAACAAUAUUGGAGGGACAAAGAUAGUCCUUACAGGUAUGUCUCAGCUGAAGAAUUCUCACAAGCCUUUAGCUCCUUCCGAGUAGGCCAACAGAUAGCAGCUGAACUUAGAACUCCAUUCGAUAAAUCAAAAUCUCACCCGGCGGCAUUGGAGACAACUAAGUACGGCAUUUCUAGUUGGGAUCUGUUCAAGGCCUGUUUUGCAAGGGAAUGGCUGCUUAUGAAGAGGAACGCUUUUGUUUACAUAUUCAAGACUACUCAGAUAACAUUCAUGUCUUUGAUAACCAUGACGGUCUUCCUAAGGACUCAGAUGAAGCAUGAAACUUUUGCAGAUGGGCAGAAGUACUUCGGUGCUCUGUUCUUUAGUCUGAUCAAUGUGAUGUUUAAUGGACUGGCAGAGCUGGCAUUGACUGUCGUCAGGCUUCCGGUGUUUUACAGGCAGAGAGAUUUCUUAUUUUAUCCUUCAUGGGCUUUUGCUUUACCUAUUUAUCUUCUCAGAAUCCCACUCUCUAUACUGGAGUCGGGGUUGUGGAUCGUUCUCACUUAUUAUACAGUGGGGUUUGCCCCUUCUCCUAGCAGGUGCUUCAAGCAGUUCCUUGCCUAUGCAUUUACACAUCAAAUGGGUCUUGGUCUUUUUCGGUUCCUUGCAGCUGUUGGGAGAACACUUGUGAUAUCUAACACGAUAGGGAUCUUCACCCUGCUUGUGGUGUUCACCCUAGGAGGCUUUGUAGUUUCUAAAGAUGAAAUAAAACCAUGGUGGAUUUGGGGAUACUGGUCAUCCCCUAUGAUGUACGGACAGACGGCUAUAGCCCUUAAUGAGUUUCUCGACGAGAGAUGGAGCAAGCCUAACCAAGGUUUUAUGAUCAACGCGCCCACACUUGGAACGGCCAUUCUUAAAUCUAGAGGCAUGCCUGUCGAUGCCUACUGGUAUUGGAUAUGCAUCGGAGCGUUAGCCGGAUUCUCGCUUCUGUUCAACGUUUGCUUUGUCCUUGCUCUUAAAUAUUUGAACCCUCUUGGAAAUCCUCAAUCUGUGAUUCCAGAUGAGGAGGGCAAAGAUAAGGGAAAGGACUCAAGGUACCUCAGGAAACAGAAAUCAAAGCCAUUAAGGUCUGGUAGUUGGUCUGCCGAUCCGGUUUCUGAAGGAACUAAUAUGGAUGUCAUGGAUCGUCAUGGGAGUAGAAGGCAGGGGACAAUUACUGCCAGCAGAGGAAUGGUCUUGCCUUUUCAGCCUCUUUCUCUGGCAUUUGACCAUGUCAAUUACUAUGUUGACAUGCCCGCAGAGAUGAAAAGUCAUGGAUUUGACGAAACUAGGCUCCAACUACUGCAUGAUGUUAGUGGCGCUUUCAGACCUGGAGUUCUCACUGCUUUGGUGGGAGUUAGCGGUGCUGGAAAAACCACGUUAAUGGAUGUCCUGGCAGGAAGGAAAACAGGAGGAUACAUUGAAGGAAGUAUAAACAUAUCUGGCUACCAAAAAAAGCAAGAAACAUUCGCUAGAGUCAGUGGUUACUGUGAACAGGAGGACAUACAUUCACCCAAUCUAACUGUUCACGAGUCCUUGAUCUACUCUUCUUGGCUUCGUCUGUCCGCUGAAGUGAAUUCUGAAACUCGGGAGAUGUUUGUCGAAGAAGUUAUGGAGUUGGUAGAGCUAGAUUCACUAAAGAAUGCUUUAGUGGGUCUUCCUGGAGUAGAUGGUCUAUCAACCGAGCAGAGAAAGCGUCUCACUAUUGCUGUGGAAUUAGUCGCUAAUCCCUCAAUCAUAUUCAUGGAUGAGCCCACGACAGGCCUUGAUGCUAGAGCCGCAGCUAUUGUGAUGAGGACUGUAAGGAACACAGUCGACACAGGAAGAACUGUUGUAUGUACAAUUCAUCAGCCAAGUAUUGAUAUUUUUGAAGCUUUUGAUGAGCUUCUACUUAUGAAGAGAGGUGGACAAACGAUUUAUGCAGGACCUCUAGGUCAUAAUUCGGACAAACUCAUAGAGUAUUUUGAGGCUAUUCCUGGAGUACCCAAAAUCAGAGAUGGCCAGAACCCUGCAACGUGGAUGUUGGAGGUCACUUCUGCUUCUAUUGAAGCUCAACUCAAUGUGGAUUUUGCUGAAAUUUAUGCCAACUCCUCCCUUUACAGGAGAAAUGAGGAACUCAUUAAGUCAAUAAGUACACCCAUACCAGGUUCAAAAGAUCUAUUCUUCCGUAGCAAGUACUCUCAGAGCUUCUUGGUUCAGUGCAAAGCUUGCCUGUGGAAGCAAUACUGGUCUUACUGGAGAAAUCCUCAAUAUAAUGCCAUUCGGUUCUUAUUGACAGUUGUCAUCGGUCUUCUCUUUGGUUCCAUCUUUUGGGGAGCGGGAAGGAAAACAUCAACAGAGCAGCAGCUAGUCAAUCUAGUUGGUUCAAUGUACUCUGCUGUUAUGUUCCUUGGAGCGAGCAAUGCAAUGGGAGUUCUUCCUAUUGUGAGCAUUGAGAGGACGGUCAUGUAUCGUGAAAAAGCAGCAGGGAUGUAUUCUUCAAUGGGUUAUGCCAUCGGCCAGGUUGGCGUAGAGGUUUUGUACAUUGCUGCGCAAACAAUUAUAUUCACCUUAAUUUUAUUUCCCAUGAUCAACUUCGUUUGGAUUGCAAGAAAUUUUAUUUGGUUCUUCUUCUUCAUGUUCACGAGUUUCAUCUAUUUCACGCUUUAUGGGAUGAUGGCUGUGGCUCUCACCCCUGGAGAUCAAAUAGGCGCCAUUGUCAUGUCAUUCUUCCUAACCUUCUGGAAUCUCUUCUCUGGCUUCUUGAUAACUCGCCCGGCAAUUCCAAUAUGGUGGAGAUGGUAUUAUUGGGGUUCCCCUGUUGCAUGGACAAUCUAUGGGCUCAUCACCUCUCAGCUUGGAGACUUGAAGAGUCUAGUUGUAGCUGCAGAAGUUGGGCUAACAACAGUAAAGCAAUACCUUGAGACUGUUAUGGGUUACAAAUAUGACUUCUUGGGGUUUGUGGCUGUGGCUCAUCUGGCCUUUGACCUUGUCUUUCUUUUCAUCUUUGCCUUUUGCAUUAGAUUCCUCAAUUUCCAAAAAAGAUGAUGAGAAACCAAGCCAAGGAGCUUCACAUGUAAUAUGAGAAUCUAAGGUCACUCCUUUAUUUGUAUUUA
Molecule: messenger RNA, 4671 nt
Organism: Nymphaea colorata (pocket water lily)
Lineage: Eukaryota; Viridiplantae; Streptophyta; Magnoliopsida; Nymphaeales; Nymphaeaceae
Product: ABC transporter G family member 39-like
Exons: 20
Coding region: 206-4603 (1465 amino acids)
Cellular component (GO): membrane
Molecular function (GO): ATP binding; ATP hydrolysis activity; ABC-type transporter activity
Source: RefSeq, a predicted model, not a curated record